Molecule: messenger RNA, 1242 nt
Organism: Insectozyma verbasci
Lineage: Eukaryota; Fungi; Ascomycota; Pichiomycetes; Serinales; Debaryomycetaceae
Source: the annotation of a GenBank genome assembly
AUGAAGUUUAAUAUAUUGGCACUAUUAUUAUCACUCAUACUGGCUGUAUACUGUCAACGAGUCAUACAUCUAUCUUCACAUUCAAAUACAAUACUAUUUGACAUAGAUCAAUCAAAUACAACAAUACAAUUUGAAAAAACCUUGGGAGAUGCAAAUACUCCAGUCUUAUUAUUCAAAUAUGACAAGAUUAAGGAUUUAAAUUUACCAAAUUUUGAUUAUUUGGUGUCAAAUUCAAAAUUAAAUGAAUAUUAUCUAAUUGAUGAAGGUUUUUCAAUACCUAAUGACAUUGAAGAUGUUUAUCAAGAUACAUUAAUAGAGGAAAUACUGUUUAAGAUUGUUAAUCCAGGUACUUAUAUAAUCUACACGCCACCAGUCAAACCAUUUGAAUAUAAAGUGUCCAUUAACGAAGCUGGUUUCUUUGGAAAGUUCGAUCAAAUUGUGUUUUGUCUAGUUAAUAUCUUUUAUAAUUUCCUAAUUCACAGAUUGUUCAAAGGAAAUACUAAAAUGUAUUCCAUGACUAGAAAUAUCAUCUUAUGCAAAGUUGCAUUGUUUUCAAUCUCAUUCAUUUUAUUAUUUUUCAAUUUUCAAAUUUUUAAAUAUACCGAAAUUUUGAAUGGUUCGGCAGAAGAUUUAUUUACCAUUUUGUUUCUUAUGGGAUAUGGAACGACCAUGGAAAAAAUACCCAAAUCAAGUUAUUUUUCAAUUUUGUUUAUAAUUUUUCCUAAUUUUUUAAAUCGAUUUUUGGACUUAAAAGAAGAUUAUAAACAUUUAAUCACGAUAAAUAAUUCACAUUAUAAUAUAAUUUGUGGAAUUUUGGGAAAUGAGAAAUUUGAUGGAAUGCAAUGGUUAGAUCGAAUGAAAAAGGAGAAGAAGAUUGGUCAAUUUGCUCCUAUAAUAGCUGCAUUAUUUGGAUUAUCUAAAUCAUUCAAAUGCUAUAUAUUUAUAAAAUACAUGAGAAGAACAAUGAGAGAAAUGAGUGAGAAUGGACCAAAGACUAGAUUUAAAGUUAGUGUUUUCUUAUGGUUGUUUAGUUGGUCAUUUAUCGUUGCUGGAUUAUCACCUACUCCAUCAAAUUAUUCAAGUUUUAUAAAUAUAAAAGAUUAUUCAGGUAUAGCGAAAGAUGUGUUAUUGAAAUCAUUGAGAAACAAAUAUAUACUCUAUUAUCUAGAUGAGUUUCAUUGGUUUAUAUUUUGGUUAAUUUGGUAUAAUUAUAAAGAUGGUAAAAUUGAUAAAAUAGAAUAG